AUGGCCGACAAGGAAUACACCUACUCGGACGUCUCGGAGCACAACACCAAGAAGGACCUGUUUAUUGUGGUACACGACAAGGUCUACAACGCCUCGAGCUUCGUCGACGAGCACCCAGGUGGUGAGGAGGUUCUCCUCGACGUCGGAGGCCAGGACUCAACAGAGGCAUUCGAGGAUGUCGGUCAUUCAGACGAGGCCCGCGAGAUCCUCGACGGCAUGCUCGUCGGCACACUGAAGCGCCAGCGCAAACAGGAGGGCGACCCCAAGCCCAAGAGCUACUCCGCCCCCGCCGCAUCCGCCCAGACAUCCGACGGCGCAUCCACCGGCGUCGGCCUGUACGCUAUCAUCCUGCUUGGCGGCGCGCUGGCUUUCGGUGCCUACAAGUAUCUGCAAGGUCAGUCUCAGCAGGAAGUCGCCAUUUGA
Molecule: messenger RNA, 423 nt
Organism: Parastagonospora nodorum SN15
Lineage: Eukaryota; Fungi; Ascomycota; Dothideomycetes; Pleosporales; Phaeosphaeriaceae
Exons: 3
Coding region: 1-423 (140 amino acids)
Biological process (GO): sterol biosynthetic process
Cellular component (GO): intracellular membrane-bounded organelle; endoplasmic reticulum membrane
Molecular function (GO): heme binding
Source: RefSeq, a predicted model, not a curated record